Molecule: messenger RNA, 1635 nt
Organism: Aspergillus pseudonomiae
Lineage: Eukaryota; Fungi; Ascomycota; Eurotiomycetes; Eurotiales; Aspergillaceae
Product: ankyrin repeat domain-containing protein
Exons: 3
Coding region: 136-1434 (432 amino acids)
Molecular function (GO): protein binding
Source: RefSeq, a predicted model, not a curated record
AGCAUAUAUGGAGCCAACCCCACUGGGUGAGAUUAAAUGCUUCAUAGCGGGGGAGCUACUGAUCCCUUGAUCGGCAUUGACCUUCUCCAUGCUAUCGUUUAGAAAGCCUCACCUCCGACCGGUCCUUUUGUCAUCAUGUCUUCCUCAUCGAAGGACAGGCUUCUCCUGUGUAUUUGGCCGCUGCUGGACAGUUGUAUCAGGGUCAUUAGACUAGCUUCCGAGAUACAGUUCGAGGAAGAUUUAAGCACAUCGCAGGAUCAAGCUCUCGCGGUACUGAUAAACUUAAAUUUCGAAAUACAACGUUCACUUCGGUACAUCCUGGAGCCGAUUACGCUGCCGAUUCCCCUCUUUACCUCUGUACUUCUUGGGUCAACCUGGGCGCUCGACUUGUUUGAGCGGCGGUUGCGAUUGUACCGAUUCUCCAGCCACGGCAGAGAGUAUGUUUGUGACUCGUGGACCCGACUCAUUGAGACGCUGCAACAAUACACCAUGAACCUUCAAAGAUUGACCAGCACGUCGGACCUGGAUUCGCCCGACGCCAUUUCCGAUGCUUCUUCCCUCCAACGACUAUUUAACAGCCAAAAUAAUGACGUACAACAGGAACUGGAGGCCCAGAUUCGGUAUGAAGGGCGGCCCUGGGAUGUUUCCCCUGACACACCAGGCUAUCUAGACGUACAGCCGGAGUAUCCGCCAUCCACCUAUGCUACCCCGCCAAGCAGUAUCGCUGAUGGGGAUAUCUACGACGACCUUCCCGCCAUCCCUGGACCUCCUCUCCAAGCUCCCAGUCUCCUAUUCAAGGAGCAACAACGUCAAGCUGCUAUCCAGCAAGGCCGGGAGAGGGAGCGUGAGAAGUUCUACGAAACCCUGAAAACGGUCUUGCUAUCCGACGGUAAAGCUUCGGAAAAGCAGCGAUCCAGCCACCUCAUGGGCGCAAUAAAGUCGGACUCCGUCCACGGCGUCAACAUUUUUCUUGAUCUAGGGGCGGAUGUGAAUGAACAGUGUGACGACAAUCUGCCGUUGUGCCUGGCAGCCAAGCGUGGACACGACAGGGUCGUGGAAACCCUCUUAGAGCGAGGAGCGGAGAUUGAUAAGCUAAGUUCGUACGGCAGCACCGCGCUGCUGUCUGCGGCUGGCACUGGCCGUGUCUCUACCAUCGGCCUUCUCCUGGACAGAAAAGCAAAUAUGGAAGCCAGAAGUACGUCUCCUCACUAUCUAGGAUAUACACCGUUAAUGAGGGCGGUGAAAUCCGGCCGUAUGGAUGCCAUUCGAGUGCUUGUCGAGAGAGGUGCGAAUGUCAGGACCCAGAAUGACGCAGGGGAAUCCUUAUUGCACGUUGCCUUGCGCGACGGCCGUAAAGAGAUCAUCGAACAAGUGCUUGGGUUGCAGCCUCACCCUGGGGCUGUGGACGUGAAUGACAACUCGUGGGGCCGAUGAAGUGCCACAUUCUGACAGGAAUCCGUAAUAAGGAGACGCCACUGCAUUGUGCAGUAAAAGCGAAGAAAUACGAGUUAGUUACGCUGUUUCUCAGUGAAGGAGCGAUGGUUGAGUGGCGAGACAUACAUGAGAAGACUCCUUUGCAUCUCGCUGUGGAAGCGGGGUGCCAGGAAAUCGUGCAACUGCUUCUCAACGCGAAUG